This is a messenger RNA of Tachysurus fulvidraco (yellow catfish), 6865 nucleotides long. It is a transcript of the gene prdm11, whose product is annotated as PR domain containing 11. Bases 894 to 4316 code for a protein of 1140 amino acids. NCBI's taxonomy places the organism in Eukaryota, Metazoa, Chordata, Actinopteri, Siluriformes, Bagridae. The transcript is spliced from 9 exons. The record is from RefSeq and is a predicted model, not a curated record. Gene Ontology annotation, molecular function: protein binding.
UCAUUAGAUAUUGGAAUGUGAGUUAUAAGGUAACUAUUAUGGAGACAGAAGUUAGAAUCAUCUUUGCGUGAGGCUUCAUCACAUUUCCUUAUUGAUUAUUUUCCUGUAUUUUCAUCCUGUUUUAUUCUUUAGAUUUUAGGCUAUGGGGAUUAAUUUUCGAGCUUGUCUCUGGUGUGUUUAAAGUAGAAAGGAGCUAAAGAAGGUUUAGUUUAGUUUUUUCUUCAUUAAAAUAACUGGCUGGAGAAAUCGUCUCCGCACCAGACUGCAUCACACACCGACCACCUCAUCGCUGAUUUAUUCACUUUUCCUCCUGUACAAUGAUGAUGGUUUAUUCCACCAAGCAAAAAAGACUUGAGAUCUUUGUUCUAGUGCACUGUGUUCGUGAGAACGUGCUUUAGUUGUGGUUCACGGUCGUUGAUGUUGAAAUCCAGCUGAAUUGACAGGAUCUUGGUGUACAACACUUUUAAUAAAACCCUUACCUAAAUACAGGCAGGUUAUGGAGCAAGAUGUGAAGUGGCUCAUGCUUUAAAACACGCAUGAUGGGAAGGAAUCGCUCCAGGACGUGAGAACUUUUUUCUACAAGCUCCUCCACAUAAACGCAGCUUUCUUCCGUUUUUCCAUGUCAUUUCCUGUAAUAAAAAAAAAAGAAAAAAAAGAUGGUGGUCAAAGCUGCAAGAAGCAGCUGACUCGGUAGAAAAGAUGUGAGGAGCUGAAAGUUUUGCUCUUUGCCCGAGACGAGUUUAAUUAUCUGCUGGUCGUCGUGGCUGAUGCAGAUGGAGGGGAAGUGAAGAGCUCCCGGACGGACUACGUCUUGUGCACAAGGAUAUACAGAUACGCAGUUAAGAUGUUUGCAUGCAUAUAGGCAGGGUUUGGCCCACAAUCCUGCAUCGAUCAUGACUGACUCUGUCGACUUUCACACUGAGCCAUGUAUGGAAACUGAGCCAGAAUGCAGCGCAGGUGCCGUCACUGAAGGUUCUUCUGAGGAGCCCAAAGAAAAGAAAGUCAACCAUGAGCAUUGUAAAAAUGUGGGGCAACAUCAUGUUGACUGCUGGUUCUGUGAAGAAUGUAAGGGGUAUUUCCUGGAGGAAUGUGUUGUCCAUGGUCCGCCUGUGUUUGUGCCUGAUACACCCACUGCGCUUGGAGUACCUGACCACGCAGCUCUCACUGUGCCUUCGGGGAUUCAGAUUGUAAGGAAAGGCCAGGAUGUGGAUGUGUGCUGCAUGGAUAAGAAUAUUCCAAAGGGAGCUCUGUUCGGCCCCUAUCAAGGUCAACUCAUAGGAGCCCAUGAUAAACCGUCAGGAACAUACUCGUGGAUGAUUUUUGAUGAGGACAACACCUACAGAACUAUUGAUGGCAGUGACGAGACCAUAGCAAACUGGAUGAGAUACAUCCGGAUGUCUUCUGCGAAGGGUGAGAGAAACUUGAGUGCGAUCCAGCAUGGUGAGCAUAUUUACUUUCGUGUGUGUCGAAGACUGGCGGUCGGGGAGAAGCUUCGUGUGUGGUACAGCGAUGAGUACGCAAAACGUCUGCAGAGUAUGUCCCCGGACAGUACCAACCGCAAACCGGACACAGCGCUGAAUUCAGAAGACAUCACCCAACACCAAGAAGAAGCUAAAGGCCCACUUCUACGCUCGGCUUUACAUGGAAGGAGAACACUCAUAAAGCAUGGGAGCGAUGAGCAAGAUAACCAGCCUCAAGUGAAGAAGAAAAAAAUCGACCUCAUAUUCAAAGAUGUUGUAGAAGCAUCGCUGGAAGCAAGCCAAAACCAGGACAAUCCACUAAACAGCACUCUGUCAUUAUCAAGAGCAAGAGGACAAGUCAGCAAUGUCCUCAGCCAAUCCGGUUCAUUUUCACCAAACGUAGUGGAGACAAUCAUGGGGCAGACUGAGAGAAAAGUGCCUCUUGUAGGCUGUGAACUUGUGCCAGUGAAGCAGCUAGAGAGCGGUCUUGAAAGAUAUGUCAAAGUAGAAGAUGCACAGGAGGAGGCCACUGUGAUUAGUGAAGCCCCAUCUACAUCUUUUUGCCCAAAUUGUGUUAGACUGAAGAGACGUAUACGUGAACUGGAAGCUGAGCUGCUUCUUUUUAAACAACAAGAGCAGGCCGAGACAUUGGGCUUACCUCCGUCCGAAUCCUUGCCAAGCGAUGACCUGAGAGUGGUAGAAGCUAUGACACCCAUUCCAGCUGGUAUAGAGGAGGAUGACCAGGAUGUUGACUCUGCAGAUGAAUCCAUAACGGCUGACAUGAUAGUAGCUGCUGACGACUCCUCGAAACUGUCUGUUAGCCCGGGUCGAAGAAUCCGACGCUUUAAACAAGAGUGGCUAAAGAAAUUCUGGUUCCUGCGUUAUUCUCCGACAUUGAACGAGAUGUGGUGCCACGUGUGCCGGCAGUACACCGUACAGUCAUCAAGGACUUCUGCUUUCAUUAUUGGCUCCAAGCAAUUCAAAAUCCACACCAUCAAGCUUCAUAGCCAGAGCAAUCUCCACAAGAAGUGUCUGCAGUUGUACAAGCUACGCAUGCAUCCCGAGAAGACCGAAGAGAUGUGUCGGAACAUGAUGAUACUGUUCAAUGCUGCUUACCACCUUGCAGUCGAAGGACGACCGUAUUCUGACAUCCGACCUAUAGCAGAGCUGUUGAAAAAGUGUGAACUUAAGGUAGUAGAUCAGUACAUGAACGAGAGCGACUGCCAGAUUCUUAUUCACCACAUUUCACGAGCGUUUAAAGAGGACUUGGUAGAGAAGAUCCGUCUCUCACCUUUCCUUGGCGUAAUCAUGGAUGGCCAGAACGACGAUUUGCUAGCAGACACAGUUGCGGUUUACGUGCAGUUCAUCACCACAGAGGGUCCACCUGCUACUGAAUUUCUCUCCUUACAAAGCCUGAGUGGUAGCAGUGUAGAUGGAUACCUUCAAGCUAUUGACCGUGCCUUUGGUGUCCUAGGUCUGCCUCUGCAGGACAUGCUCAUGGUUGGCCUCGGAGUCGAUGGUUCCAACAUCUCUUCUACCCUUCGGGCAAACCUCUAUGUAGCCAUAAGGAAGAUUUUUCCAUUUGUAUUGUGCCUGCCGGUCAUGAUUCAUCGUCCUCAUUUAGAGAUACUGGAUUCCAUCUGUGGGAAGGAGCUCUCCUGUUUAGAUGACUUGGAGAACAACUUGAAGCAUUUGUUGAGCUUCUAUCGAUACUCCCCUCGUAUGAUGAUGGAACUGAGGUCAACAGCACCGACUCUGUCUGAGGAGACAGAGUUUCUUGGGGAUAUAAGAGCAGUUCGGUGGAUCAUAGGUGAGCCAAAUGUCCUAAAUGCUCUCAUCAAGGACUAUCUCGAAGUGGUGACUCAUCUAAAAAACAUCAGCAGUCAGACCCAGAGGGCAGACGCAGCCGCCAUUGCUCUUUCUCUUCUGCAGUUUCUUAUGGAUUAUCAGUCUGUGAAGCUUAUCUACUUUCUUUUGGAUAUUAUUGCUAUACUGUCACGCCUUGCCUUCAACUUUCAGGGAGAAUAUCUUCUAGUUUCUCAAGUAGAUGCCAAGAUUGUGGAAGCCAUUCAUGAGAUUGGACAGCUAAUCGAUUCGCCAGGGGAGUACCUGCAAGAGUUUGAGGACAACUUUCGUGAGAGCUUUAACGGAGUGGAUCUCAAAAACCUGCGGGUGGCCGAAUCCAAGUUCCAGUCCAUCCGGGAGAAAAUCUGCCAAAAGACCCAGGGAAUUCUUGCCCAGCGCAUUGAUCAGCACAGCCAUUCUGUUGUGCAAGCUUGCAAGGUGCUUGACCUGUCCUCGUGGCCACACAAUAGGGAUGAUCUCCAAACCUAUGGGGAUGAAGAGAUCCUGCUCAUCUUUGACCAUCUGGAGACAAUUCCUUUGCCAUGUCGUGAGCUGUCACAUGACCGAGUGGAUUUACGUGGAAGCCUGGUAAGAGAAUGGAGGGAUCUCAAAGCUGACUACUUUAGCAUGAAUGGCUUUAAGGAACUGAUGAGUCACGUCUGCAAAUAUAAGCAGCGCUAUCCUAUGCUCAACCAAAUCCUGCAGUUGUUGAGGGUCUUGCCAACAUCAACUGUCUGCUGUGACAAAGGACGAGAGGCUUUACACAAAGUAAGAAGGAACAACCACUCCAGACUGACUCUGGAACAGAUGAACGACUUGCUCAUGUCGGCUGUUAACGGGCCACCUAUUGCCAAUUUUGAUGGAAAGAGGCCACUAGACAGCUGGUUUGAGGAGAAGUCAGGAAAUAGUUACACACUUUCUGCAGAAGUGUUGAGUAGACUGUCCAACACUGAACAAAAACCUGUGCUGCACUCCAUGGAUGUGAAUUCAGAAUUUUACCCUGGUAUUUGAAUUGAACUUGCGUUUCAGCCAACAAUAUUCCAAAAAGCCAUCUCAGUGGGUGUGAGCUGACCGGGGGCUGUUAUGUGAUUGGCCAAUACAAAUGACAUUGGCUCUGCUGCUACAAUGGCCUGGUUAGCGAUCCUUAUUCAUACAAUUCAUAUAUAAAUGCCUUUGCAGGGCUUUGGCACUUAAACCUUUUCUGGAAUGUUUAAUUAUUUUAUGUGAUUUGAUGUUCCAAAGAAAAAAAAAGCACUUGUUAGGUUGAAUGAAAUGAAUAGCUGAAAUCUAUAUUAAAAAAAAAAGUAGAUUCCAUUUUGUGGACUUUUGUUUGUUUGUUAAUUUUAUCAUUUAUUAACUCCAAUGUGUCCAAUAUUUGCUUGAAUAUGCACAAUUAUGCCUGAAUUGUUUGUGUACCUAAUAAUCAGUUUUUUCUAGUAUAAACUUAUAUAGUUUUAACUUUCAGUAUAUGAAAAUUAUGUAAGCUUUUAAGUAUGCCAUGAUUAAAUACUGUUUAAUUAUCCAUUUAAAUAGAAAGAGAUUUUGCAGCCUAUCUUGCUACUAAGAAUUCUAGAUAAAUGCAUUUUUAAUUUUUUUUUUCCAGAGAACUGUUAUAAAGAAUUGUGGGCCAUAAUGCAUUAGAAAGUUGUAGCUCUGCAUGACGCAGUUUAUUUCCAUCAUCAAGCGGUUUGGAAUGCAAUAUGCAAGACGCUCAUGCCUUAUACUCAUGUUUUAGAUUUUCUUUUGCUGUCAUGUUCUCUUUUUCUUCUAUUUUAGACUGUAUAUCAUCUGUCAGCGAGAUUACGUCUGGGGAAAUUUCAAUGUCCAAACAAACAGAUUAUACAGACUUUUAAUAGUGCAAGAACAAAGAUUCUGGAGACAUGGUAUUGUGCUCGAGUAUGUGUUGGCCCAUAUUUUAUUGCAAUAUACUUUUUUGUUCUUUUUUUUUUUUAACUAUUAUUGUUAAAAUGUGCAAUGAAUUGUCACAUGUUUAUUGUCUAUUUCUAAAUACCGAAGAGUAAGGACACUUUUAUGGACUAUUGAGGUAUAUUAUGGAUUUAGAAAUGUUUAAAAUACCUAAACAUGAUAAUGAAAUUGGAUUUAUUAUUAUUAUUAUUAUUAUUAUUAUUAUUAUUAUUAUUAUUACAGGUGAUUUAUUUAGCAUUUAUAUAGACAAAAAGAAAUGAACAGAAUUUGCAAUGCUGCUUUUAAAAAAGUCUUAACCAUUAUUGCCAAAGUUUCUACUGAAAUAAUGGGUGUGUCGAAUCUUAUCACACUUUGCAAUCACUUUUAAUUGUGUUCUCUUCUAUAUCACAUUUUAAAGGGCACAUCUAUGGAGAAUUUGGCCUUAUGCAGUAAAUGAUGUUGAAAUUUGUCUUGUGACAAAUUUGAUAGUGAUGUUAUCUGCAUGUUAUCUGCACAGCUCGAAUCUUAUUUUCUUCUUUCUUUUUUAUGCAACUAUUGAUGAUCUUCAAUUGUUAUUUUGUAAUCUUAGCAUUUUACAGCCCUAUAAACCCAGGCAUGUUAUUGUUCUCUCACUUUGGUUCUAAAUUAUGCAGAUCACAUGCUGUGUGCAGAAAGCUUUACUGCAAAAUCAUUUGCACCAUUUAAAUAUUUUUCCAGAACUAAAUGUUCAACCUUUAUACUUCCAACAGUGCAGUUUUGCUACAUAUAUUUUUCAUGUUAAUGAUUUUUGUUCAUCAUAAACAUUUAAUUCCAUAAUCAUUCCUUGAUUUUCGUUCAAGCUACGGUCCAGUUUAAUGGUGUAAUGCGUUUCUACAGAAUAAUACCGCAGUGUGUUUUUUGUUUGUUGUUUUGUUCAUGAAUGUACAGACUGUUACCUCAGAUGUGCAGUUAAUGGAUCAUGUUGGUACCUUUUUGUUUUAUUUGUCCAGUGUGGGUUUCUUUUUUCAUGAUGGUCUGCUGCAGCCAUCACUGCACACGUCUUCCAUGUGGAGAAUGAUUGGGAUUUUAGGUUGGGGAUUUAUAUUUUCUUCCUUCCUUAGUUCCUUCCUUCCUUCCUUCCACCCUUCCCUUCCCUUUUUUUUUCUUGUUGGCACAUUUGCAUGUAUCUUAUUUACUAGAAUGUUUAUUUUUUUAAACUGUUCUAUUUCUCAAGAAAACCUUCAUAUGAUUUCUAUCAUUUAUGGUAUUCACAAUAUUUUUUAUUGAUACCAUACAUUAUGCUGUUAGUGUUUUGUUGGGGAAAAUAACAAAACAUUUCUGAUUUUAGGUUCAUAAUCAGAUAUUUCAAUCAAAAUGUUGCAUUUUGUUUGUUUUAUUAUUAUUCUUUUUUUCCAAAGUCAGCAAAGAUGCGUCAUCAGAUUAUCAUUAUCAUCAUCAUUUACACAGCUUUAUACAUCACAGACUUGGGAUUUUGCAUGAAUACAUUAUAACACUGGAAAUAAAUAAUUAUAAAGUAUAUGUGAACUUAAGGAGUGAGUUGCAUAUGUGAGAUUAUGUGCUAUAUAUAUAUACAUAAAUAUAUGUGCACUCAAAAUGCAAGCUUAAUGAUAUAUAAUUCCACAUAUAACAGUUUAAUAAAGUGGUUUUGUAUUUUA